UAGACCUCUGGUUUUCAAGAGUGGAAAAAGAACACAGAGCUUUCAGAUGUUCACUGAAGUUGCUCUGAUCAAGAGAGAAAAAUGAAGAGGUUUCUGAAUGCACUUAAUGCUGGAGAGGAAACAACAGUGGACCCCGAGGACACACCUGAAGUGUGUGUCCAGGGCACAGAACUGGCUCUGGUUCAACCCGCAGAGGUUCCUCAGGACCAGGUCACGGAUUCUGUGACUCCGGCUGACGAGAAGAUGCAGAAGCUUGUGGUGUGCAGUACUCAGCUGGAGGAGAGCAUGAGGGAGCUGGAGGAACUACUCUGUGAGGCAUGCAGAGAUGACUUGGAAAGCAAGAGUUCCAUAGCAAAACUUGAGGAGAAACACCAGAAGGCUGAGAAGACCAUUGCUCAGCUGGAGGCGGAGAAGGCGAUCCUGACCAACCAGGUGGAGAAACUCCAAGGAACAUUGCAGAACAUGGGGAACAUGCUCACUGAGACUCACAGGGAGUGUGAUGAGCUAACAGAUGAGUAUGAGCGAGAACAGGAGGCUCACAGUAUCCUCCAGAAAGAGAACGAUGAGAUGAAGGAGACUCUGACGCAAAAGGAGGAGUUACUACAGGUCUCAUUGGCUGAAGCUGAGGAGAAAUACCAGAAGGCUGAGGAGUCCAUUGCUCAGCUGGAGGUGGAGAAGGCGAACCUGACCAACCAGGUGGAGAAACUGCAAGAAAAAGUGCAGAACAUAGAGAACAUGCUCACUGAGAGUCGCAGGGAGUGUGAAGCACUAACAAACGAGCUUGAGAUGAAGAACAAUGACAUGAAGCAGACUCUGAUGGAAAAAGAGGAAUUACUGAAGACUCCCUGCCAGAAACUAAGGAGCAACACCAGAAGGCUGUUUCAGAGGCAAAGGCAGAGAUCUACGUCCUGACUAAUCAAAUAAAGACCCUGAUACAGCGGGGGAAAUAAGUAUUGGACGCAUCAACACUUUUUUCACAUUUUGUUUUCAGAUUUUUGAUAUUUAAUAAAAAAUAAAUAAUGAAAUCAUGUGUAAAUAUUGCCAUGAAUUUCACUACUGAAUGGGCUCAUACACAAAAUAUACCAUAAUUUAAAGCUCAAUAACAUUUGAAGGGAAUGAUGUACAGUCACAAAACCAACUGUAAAGUGUUCGACUACAUGUCAGCUAUAACACAGACUUUUAGAUUUCUGAUAUUUAACCCUAUAAUGCAUGAACCAAAAAACCUACACAAACUGACAUUUUUGGUAACUGAGCGCAAUUUUUUGAAAACUAUGCAUAGAGAACUGUGUACAGUUUAUUUUAUGUAUGUACAUGUUUUGACAGAUUGUGGAUGGGAGCCAAAGAAAUUCAACAGUAUUUACACCAUUUCCAGUCAACUUUUUGAGCCCUGUUGAACUGCUUCUCUGACAUGGAAAGGUAUGCCACAUGGAUAAUUGU
Ictalurus punctatus (channel catfish) is the source of this 1437-nucleotide messenger RNA. Its product is annotated as myosin heavy chain, skeletal muscle-like. The coding region runs from base 82 to 912 and encodes 276 amino acids. The record is from RefSeq and is a predicted model, not a curated record. NCBI's taxonomy places the organism in Eukaryota, Metazoa, Chordata, Actinopteri, Siluriformes, Ictaluridae. Gene Ontology annotation, molecular function: DNA-binding transcription factor activity, RNA polymerase II-specific; RNA polymerase II cis-regulatory region sequence-specific DNA binding. Gene Ontology annotation, biological process: regulation of transcription by RNA polymerase II. The transcript is spliced from 8 exons.